This is a messenger RNA of Dunckerocampus dactyliophorus (ringed pipefish), 888 nucleotides long. Its product is annotated as HLA class II histocompatibility antigen, DP alpha 1 chain-like. Gene Ontology annotation, cellular component: MHC class II protein complex. Gene Ontology annotation, biological process: peptide antigen assembly with MHC class II protein complex; positive regulation of T cell activation; immunoglobulin production involved in immunoglobulin-mediated immune response. The transcript is spliced from 4 exons. The record is from RefSeq and is a predicted model, not a curated record. Bases 145 to 870 code for a protein of 241 amino acids. Lineage: Eukaryota; Metazoa; Chordata; Actinopteri; Syngnathiformes; Syngnathidae. Gene Ontology annotation, molecular function: MHC class II protein complex binding.
GAAAAGUAAACAAUUUACAGGAUUAAUACGGAAGUUGUUAUCAAGGUCAGUGCGUGUGGUACGUGUGUUUCAGUCGUUCUUAGUUUGUCACUUGUGGCAAAGUGAAGGUAUUUUUCAGUGUGAUAGAUAUUUUGUAGUUCAGACAUGAAUUUCUUCACAAUCCUGACACUCAGUUGCUUCGUCGCUUGUGCAGCAGUUGUACACAAAAUCAGCAUUUUUCUGGGCUGUUUCAAGAAUGCCACAACUGAACUGAUGGAAUUGGAUGGUAACGAGCUUGGAUAUGUGAAUUACAAUGCGGAGAAGAUCGUUUACACUAUCCCCACAUUUUUUGCUGUCAAUAUAAGCGAAUUAUUGCAUGAUGUGCAUGUAUACGAAGACGCAUCGAAGAGCAAGGAAAACUGCUGGCGCGCUUUGAAUGCUUUAGAACAAUGGGAGAAAUAUCAACUGGAGGUAGAAGACCCCCCAGAGAGUAUCCUCUACCUAGCAGAAGAGCUUCAUCUUGGUGAAGACAACACCCUAAUCUGCCUUGUAGACCAGUUCUUUCCACCAAACAUCCAAGUCCACUGGACCAAGAAUGGUGGUGUGGUAUCAGAGGGGGUGUCCCUCGGUCGAUAUCACCAGAACGAUGAUUACACAUUCCACCAGUUAUCAACACUGAGGUUCACACCACAGGAAGGAGACAUUUAUGGCUGCACUGUGUACCACUCAGCCCUGGACGAGCCAAAAACAAGGUUCUUAGAGAUCGAGUUCAGCCAUCCCGGAGUUUUCCCAGAUGUUUUGUGUGGCGUGGGCUUGACUGUGGCGUUAAUUGGAGUCUCAGCCGGAACUUUUUUAGGAGCCAGAGAACGUUACACAACACCCGUUGUCUGAUUGUAUUUUAAAUAUCUA